Spathaspora passalidarum NRRL Y-27907 is the source of this 1385-nucleotide messenger RNA. RefSeq names its product DNA-binding transcription factor (gene ACE2). Gene Ontology annotation, biological process: regulation of transcription by RNA polymerase II. Bases 493 to 1212 code for a protein of 239 amino acids. Gene Ontology annotation, cellular component: nucleus. Lineage: Eukaryota; Fungi; Ascomycota; Pichiomycetes; Serinales; Debaryomycetaceae. The record is from RefSeq and is a predicted model, not a curated record. Gene Ontology annotation, molecular function: DNA-binding transcription factor activity, RNA polymerase II-specific; RNA polymerase II cis-regulatory region sequence-specific DNA binding. The transcript has a single exon.
CAACAGGAGGAACAGCUAAAGGCUCAAUUCUAUGAAAUACAAAAGCAACAACAGCAGCUAGAAAGACAACAGCUGAGUAUGAAAAAUAAUUUUAAUCCAACAUAUUUACCUCCUCCAUCUCCACCACCAUUAACUAACGGGUCUGCAGAGUGGCAAUCUUCGCCCGAACCAAUGUCUCCCUCCCCAUCAAGGUCAUUUCUUCGUCAACAAGCAACCGAAGUGUCACCGGUUCAUCUUAAUUUACAAAAGAAUAACGCCAAUUUCUAUACACCCCAAUAUUUCCCCGAACAAGGAAAUUACCAAAAUGUCCAACUUUCACAACGGUUUGUUAAUCAAAUGCCACCAUCUCAAUAUAACCUGUCCUUGAACGGCAGUCCACUCCAGAAACUGCCCCAACAUAUAUUCCAACAAGACAGCAACAACUUCCAACAACAAACACUUCAAUCUCCUCAACGGGUCCAUGCUAUUCCUAAUUCUUCUCCAUUCAAACAAAUGAUUCAUCAAAACUCGGUCCCUUCUCUUAAUUCAUCACCCGUGAAAUACUUCAGCAGUCCAAUCAAAAACUACGAUGACACUGAAGAUAUAAAUGCUACAAUCACCCAGUUCACGCCAUUGAAGAACCAAUCUCCAAAUACCCCAAUUAGGAACAAUCACGUCCAGAUUGAAUGGAGUCCAGUGAUAUCACCUGACUCGAAAACAACCGUACAAAAACAAAUCAAAGAUACGUCACCCAGACGAAGAAUCAAAAAGACUUCACUAUUGCCACCUGGGGAACUUGACAACUACUGGGAGGGCCCUGAUGAAAACAAGAUCUACACAUGUACUUAUAAGAAUUGUGGAAAGAAAUUCACUCGUCGCUACAAUGUCCGUUCCCAUAUUCAAACUCACUUGAGUGACCGACCUUUUGGUUGUUCUCAUUGUCCCAAGAGGUUUGUGCGUCAGCAUGAUUUGAACAGACACGUGAAAGGCCAUUUGGAGGCAAGGCACUGCAAGUGUUCUUGUGGCAAAGAGUUUGCAAGGUUGGAUGCAUUGAAGAAACAUCAGGAGAGAAAUAUAUGCGUGGGUGGGUUAACCAAAGCCAACACCAGCAGAGUCACAAAACCCCAGAAGAAGAAAGAUAUGGUCCUUGAUGUGCUAACUUCAGAUAAGUUGGAGGACCAGCUCAGUUCUGAAAUUGGUGAUGACUUGUUACUCGUCAAGCAAACAGCUUGAUAGGUUAUGGUUUACUUUUUAUAUUCGGCAUUUUUUUUUUUGGUUAUUUAUUGUUUCUUCUGUCUGGUUACCAUUUUAUUUUUCUUUUUUAUAUGUAAAUUUAUCUUUUUUUUUGUUUCAAUUCGAUCAUGUUAUCUACAUUUGUAUAGUAAAGAAUAAACACAACUAAUGUA